Budorcas taxicolor (takin) is the source of this 2019-nucleotide messenger RNA. It is a transcript of the gene CERS5, whose product is annotated as ceramide synthase 5. The transcript has 10 exons. NCBI's taxonomy places the organism in Eukaryota, Metazoa, Chordata, Mammalia, Artiodactyla, Bovidae. The record is from RefSeq and is a predicted model, not a curated record. Gene Ontology annotation, molecular function: sphingosine N-acyltransferase activity; DNA binding. Gene Ontology annotation, cellular component: membrane. Gene Ontology annotation, biological process: ceramide biosynthetic process. The coding region runs from base 129 to 1307 and encodes 392 amino acids.
CGGAUGAGAAGGGGCCGGAAGGGGGUGGCCGCCGGUCCGGCCCCGCCCCGGGGCCGCCUCCCCGCGGGUUCCGUUGGCUGUGGCGGCAGCUGAAGCUGUGGCGGCUGGGGCCGCUGGGCGGGAGUAAGAUGGCGACAGCGGCGGCGGGCGCCCUGGGCCUCUUGUGGGGCUGGCUGUGGAGCGAGCGCUUCUGGCUGCCCCAGAACGUGAGCUGGGCCGACUUCGAGGGACAGGGCGACGGCUACGGCUACCCGCGGGCCCGGGACAUCCUCUCGGUGUUCCCACUGGCGGCGGGAGUGUUCUCCGUGAGGCUGCUCUUCGAGCGGUUUAUUGCCAAACCCUGUGCACUCCAUGUUGGCAUACAGGACAGUGGUCCUUAUCAGGCACAACCUAAUGCUAUCCUUGAAAAAGUGUUCAUGUCUAUUACCAAGUAUCCUGAUGAGAAAAGGCUGGAGGGCCUGUCAAAGCAACUAGACUGGGAUGUCCGAAAAAUCCAAUGCUGGUUUCGCCAUCGGAGGAAUCAGGACAAGCCCCCAACGCUCACUAAAUUUUGUGAAAGCAUGUGGAGAUUCACUUUUUAUUUAUGUAUAUUCUGCUACGGAAUUAGAUUUCUCUGGUCGUCACCUUGGUUCUGGGACACCCGACAGUGCUGGCACAGUUACCCUUAUCAGCCUCUCACAAGUGGACUUUAUUACUAUUAUAUCAUGGAAUUGGCUUUCUAUUGGUCUCUUAUGUUUUCUCAGUUUACAGACAUUAAAAGAAAGGACUUUCUGAUCAUGUUUGUGCAUCACCUGGCCACCAUUGGGCUUAUUACCUUCUCCUACAUCAACAACAUGGUUCGAGUGGGAACGCUGGUCUUGUGCCUACAUGAUGUCUCAGACUUCUUGCUGGAGGCAGCCAAGCUAGCCAAUUAUGCCAAGUACCAGCGUCUCUGUGACACCCUUUUUGUGAUCUUCAGUGCUGUUUUUGUGGUGACUCGCCUAGGAAUCUAUCCAUUCUGGAUCCUGAACACGACCCUCUUUGAGAGUUGGGAGAUGAUCGGGCCCUAUCCCUCCUGGUGGCUUUUCAAUGGCCUUCUCCUGGUCCUACAGGUUCUGCAUGUCAUCUGGUCCUACCUAAUUGCACGAAUUGCUUUCAAAGCCUUGAUCCGAGGAAAGGUGCUUAAGGAUGAUCGCAGUGAUGUGGAGAGCAGCUCAGAGGAAGAAGAUAUAACCACCAACUCAAAAGGUCCCUGUGGCCGCAGCUCCAGCAAUGGUGCCAAUCGGGUGAAUGGUCACAUGGGAGGCAGCUACUGGGCUGAAGAGUAAGGUGGUUGGUAUGGGGACUUCAGCAUAGACGGACUUGUAGGGCCACUGGCAACCUACUCCUCUUGGGCCUCCCCACGUCUACAUUCCUGGGACUAGGGGGUGUGCAGGGCACUGAGGAGAAUCAAAGAAGCAAAUAUUUUCACUUAAAAAAAAAACUCUGCCAUUUCGUAUUUAAUAGCCUCCAGGUUCUUUCAGUAAUGUUAUUUGCUCCGUGUGUGCGCGUGCAUGUGUGUGUGUGCGCGCCUGUGCAUGUGCAUUUGUGCAUAUGCGUGAGUCUCGUUGCCUAGGUUGGGGCACAUUUCUGGACUAGGGCCAUUAGGCCUUGCCUGGUCUCCUCUGAACCCACCUCAGUCCCAGAUUUGGCUGCAUCUUGAAUUAUGCUGUUUCCAGAGUGUCCCCUCCCUGGUUGCCCAUGGCUCUUGAGCCCUGACCAUCUGAAUGGAGCAGCUGAAUUUAGCUCCACGUUUCUGCACUGUUUCUUCUUUGGAGCUGGAAUAUUUCGCAUGAAGUUGUAUGCAAACAGACAACCAUGAAAUGGGUGGCCAGAGAUUGCUGCGGCCCCUAGCUAGAUCCCCUUCCUGCCACCUGGUAGUGACAGGGACAGCUGCUGAUACCCUGCUCUUUAUUCAAUGGUACGCAGGAAGUGGGGGUGGGUGGGAGGAGCGGGUGAGCUGAGGGCUGGAGGACAACAGCCACUGGGUGAGCUGUUAAC